Molecule: messenger RNA, 1549 nt
Organism: Megalopta genalis
Lineage: Eukaryota; Metazoa; Arthropoda; Insecta; Hymenoptera; Halictidae
Gene: Hat1
Product: histone acetyltransferase 1
Biological process (GO): subtelomeric heterochromatin formation
Cellular component (GO): nucleus
Molecular function (GO): histone acetyltransferase activity; histone binding
Source: RefSeq, a predicted model, not a curated record
CGAUCUUUAAACUUCAAGAGGAUUGGUAACUAUAGCUUGAAUAACCGCUUUAUUUUUGGCGCGAAGGCAUUUUAUAGCUUUGUUAAAAGAAAAAAAGAAUAUUAAGUGAUAUUUAUUGAAACAUAUAAUAAAGGCAUAUCAUAAUAAGAUGGAAGAUCCAGCUACGGCACGCUUAAAAGCUUUAGUUGUAAGCAGCAACGAUGCCUUGGAGUUCAAAUUAGUCCGUAUUAUGGAAGAUUUAGAAAAUGAUGAAACUACAUUUAAACCAGAGAUGUCCCAUCAAGUAUUUGGAGACAGUGAAUCUAUAUUUGGUUACCGGGAUCUUAGAGUGAAGCUAUACUACUCGGCAGGUUGUUUAGAAACUUAUUUGGGCAUGACCUAUUCAGAAAAAGUAAAUAAAUCAAUUUGUGAAGGAGUCGAAGCUGAUGAGGUAUUACCUAAAAUGGUGGAGAAACUUGCACCCAAAGUUCAUGAUAAUAUAGAUUCAUUUAUUAAAUCUCUGGAAAAAGAUGAUACAUUUAGACCUCAUGGAGAAUUGUUGCAUUCAUUUUCCAUUGAUGAUGAAGGAUGCACUAGAAAAUUUGAAGUCUAUAAAGCUGACAUGACUUAUAAAGGUUUCAAGGAAUAUCAUGAACGUCUCCAGACAUUUGUCCUUUGGUAUAUAGAUGCUGCCAAUUUUAUAGAUAUAGACGAUGAUCGGUGGCAUUACUUUAAUAUAUUUGAAAAAUAUCAUUCAGCACAUGGAACUGUUCGCUAUGCAACCACUGGUUUUGCUACUGUGUAUCAGUAUUAUGCAUAUCCACACCAUACUAGACCCCGUAUAGCUCAAGUUCUCAUAUUACCACCAUUUCAAAAUAUGGGCCUUGGUGCACAUUUAUUACAUGCUAUUUAUCGCGAAUAUAUAGGAAGAAAUCAAGUGAAGGAUAUAACAGUUGAGGACCCAUCGGUGACUUUUCAACGAUUAAGAGAUUACGUGGACGCAAUAAACUGCAGCACGUUAUCUAGUUUUUCACGGGAAUGUCUGCUUCAAGGUUUUAAUAAAACUAUGGUUAUGGAAGCGAAAGAGAAAUUCAAGAUAAAUAAGAGACAAACUCGUAGAGUAUAUGAAAUUUUGAGAUUGCGUUCAACUGAUUUAUCAAACGAGAAUGAGUAUCGUGAGUAUAGAUUAGAUGUAAAAAAGAGAUUGAAUAUCCCAUAUAAACGUGAACAAAAUGAUUUAAGAAAGUUGGAGUGUGCACUAAAAAACAUUGGUAAAAAAUCAAAUUACACACUACCUACAUCAGAGCAACGUUUGCAAACUCUUGAAAAAGAAUAUAGGAGUUUAGAAGAGGAGUAUAAAAAAGUUAUAAAGCGAUUGGAAGAUGCAGACGAACUUUGAAAUUCAAUAUUUUCUAAUAUUUUGUUUUCGAUUAAGUCAUAUAUAUAUAUAUACAUACAAAUUAAUUAAUACAAUAUUUAUGAAAUAAUUGGUUAAUUAAUUUUUUGGCUUAGUACUGACUAUUAGAAAGGAAUAUUUUUAACAUGUUGUAAUACAAUUUAAUCAACCGAA